AUGGAGAAUCUUAACUUAGCCCUUGUUUCUUCCCCUAAACCUCUGCUUCUGGGACAUUCCUCCUCAAAAAACGUCUUCACAAGAAGAAAGCCUUUCGCUUUUGGGACUUUUCGCGUUUCUGCUAACUCUUCAUCCUCUCAUGUCACCAGGGCUGCUUCUAAAUCUCACCAAAAUCUAAAAUCUGUGCAGGGGAAGGUCACUGUGCAUACUUUUGCUAGCAUUUCUUCUUCAAAUAGUCAGGAAACAACAUCAGAUGGAAGAACAAUGGUGGAGAGUAAGACAGCAGACCUGAGAUCUCAAAUCAGGCGAAAAGGUGACACAAACCAAGCUUCAAGUAUAAGGAAUCCAUGGCAGCAAUCAGAUCAGACACAGUCUCAUUCUAAUCAUGAAACACAACUUAAGCAAUCCCGAGACGUGGCAUUGGCAACAGCAGCAAAAGCAAAAUUACUUCUUCGUGAGCUAAAAACCGUUAAAGCGGAUUUAGCAUUUGCUAAAGCGCGCUGUGCUCAACUUGAAGAAGAAAAUAAAUUACUCAGGGAACGAGAAGGAAGCGAUAAGGGACUUAUCCUGGAUGAUGAUGAUCUGUGCAGGGGAAGGUCACUGUGCAUACUUUUGCUAGCAUUUCUUCUUCGAAUGUGUAAUCAUACUAUUCUUUCUUUCACAUAUAAAAAAAGCUAUUUACCUGAGGAGAUGAGGAAGCCUUCUACCUUUAAAUGGAUGUUGCAGAAUCCUGAGUACCGUCAACGACUUGAAGAAAUGCUAAACAACAUGGGUGGAGGCACUGAAUGGGACAGUCGAAUGAUGGACACCUUAAAGAAUUUCGACCUUAAUAGUCCUGCUGUUAAACAACAAUUUGAUCAAAUUGGGCUUUCUCCCGAAGAAGUCAUUUCAAAGAUUAUGGCCAAUCCUGAUGUUGCCAUGGCAUUUCAAAAUCCUAGAGUUCAAGCAGCUAUCAUGGAUUAUUCACAGAAUCCAAUGAGUAUUGCUAAAUAUCAAAAUGAUAAGGAGGUCAUGGAUGUCUUCUAUAAAAUAUCUGAACUCUUCCCUGGAGUUUCAGGCCCCCAUUGA
Molecule: messenger RNA, 1068 nt
Organism: Vicia faba (fava bean)
Lineage: Eukaryota; Viridiplantae; Streptophyta; Magnoliopsida; Fabales; Fabaceae
Source: the annotation of a GenBank genome assembly